AUGAGCUUGCGAUCCCGACACUACGGCACCUUCCCAGACCAGGGACACGUCUCCAAUGCCGAGGGCCAUCAUAGUAGCGCCAGCUCCAGCACAUCGACGACAACCAUGGCGAUUGAUCACGAGGCCUCACGAGACGCGAAGGCCGCGUCUAGCAACGUGGCGCUCGCCGAAGCCAUCCAGCACGAGCAUGCCCUGACCUUCUGGGAGGCGCUGAAGCUGUACCCGACGGCCGUGGGCUGGUCGGCGUUCGUGUCCAUCGGCGUCAUCAUGCUCGCCUUCGACCCCCAGAUCAUCGGCAACAUGUUUGCCAUGCCGCAGUUCAAGAAGGACUUUGGGAUUGGGCACGAUGAUGGAGAGUUCGUCAUCCCGGCCGCCUGGCAGUCGGGACUUUCGUUGGGUAACCCCAUUGGCCAGGUUGUCGGUGCGCUAUUCUCGGCCUUUCCGAUGGAGCUCUUCGGUCGCAAGUGGACGUUCUUCGGCUGCGUCGCUCUGACGGCAUGUCUUGUCUUCAUCCAAUUCUUCGCGCGGUCCCUUGAGGCUUUGCUCGUGGGGGAGUUGCUCGGCGGCCUGGUCCUCGGCUGCUACGUCGUCAUCGGACCGACCUACGCCUCGGAGGUCUGUCCCAUGGCCCUCCGCGGCUAUCUCACAAGCUACACCAACCUGUGCUUCGUCACGGGACAGCUGCUAGGCAACGGAGUCACGGCCGGGACCCAGACCCUCGAUACCCAUUGGGCGUACAGCAUCCCCUUCGCCAUACAGUGGUUCUGGGUCCUCGUCAUCCUGCCCGGCAUGUUCUUCAUUCCCGAGAGUCCUUGGUGGCUCGUGCGCAAGGGCAGGGUGGAAGAAGCUAGGGACGCGCUGCGGCGGUUGUCGUCCAAGAAGGUCAAUGUCGAGGCGACGCUGGCUGUCAUCACGGAAACGGACAGGCUUGAGUUGGAGAUGGAAGCUGGUAGUACUUACUUCGAUACCGUAAAAGGCGUGAACCUCAGGCGAACUGAGAUUUCUACGGGAGUUUAUACUACCCAGGUUCUCUCGGGUAUUUACCUGAUCAACUACGGAACCUACUUCUUCCAGUUGGCUGGACUGGCUGACCAGGAUGCUUUCUACAUGGGCAUCGGCUUCCUUGCCGUCGGAUGGGUCUCCACCGUGUGCUCGUGGUGGUUCAUCUCGCGAUUUGGUAGACGUCGGAUAUUCAACAUCGGCCUGUCGGUCCUGGUCGUUUUGAUGUUCAUCAUCGGCAUCCUGGACAGCAUCCCGGGUCGACCGUCAGGAGUCGCGUGGGCCGAGUGUUCGCUGAUGCUGAUCUGGAACGGAGCCUACGACCUGUCCGUGGGGCCUGUCACGUUCGUCAUUCUGGGAGAGUGCUCCGCGACCCGCGUGCGUUCGAAAACUAUCGCCGUGGCGACGGCGGCACAGGCGGUGGUGGGCAUCGCCAUGACGGUGGCGAUCCCCUAUAUGAUCAACCCGGACGAAGCCAACAUGCAGGGAAAGCUGGGUUACUUCUUCGGGGGGCUGGGCUUGGUCUGCCUUGUGUGGGCGUUCUUCAGGAUUCCUGAGACAAAGGGAAGGACCUACGAGGAGCUCGAUCUGCUGUUCGAUAAGCAGGUUCCGGCGAGGGACUUCAAGGGCCACCGGGUUAAUGGUGCUAUCUCGGCUGUGAACUGA
Anthostomella pinea is the source of this 1665-nucleotide messenger RNA. The record is from the annotation of a GenBank genome assembly. Lineage: Eukaryota; Fungi; Ascomycota; Sordariomycetes; Xylariales; Xylariaceae.